This is a messenger RNA of Aspergillus viridinutans, 1251 nucleotides long. RefSeq names its product verruculogen prenyltransferase. The record is from RefSeq and is a predicted model, not a curated record. The transcript has a single exon. Gene Ontology annotation, biological process: alkaloid metabolic process. Bases 1 to 1251 code for a protein of 416 amino acids. NCBI's taxonomy places the organism in Eukaryota, Fungi, Ascomycota, Eurotiomycetes, Eurotiales, Aspergillaceae. Gene Ontology annotation, molecular function: transferase activity, transferring alkyl or aryl (other than methyl) groups.
AUGACUAUCCACCCACAAAAUCACGACCUGCCCACAGGAUCCGCUAUGAAGGCAGCACCAUUCGAAGCCCUAGAUCUUGUUUUUCAUUUUGAGGACCAAGCGCAGCGUCAGUGGUGGAAACAAGCAGGCCCUGUCCUAGGACAGCACCUCCUGCUUGCCAACUACGAUAUCAACAAGCAAUACCAGUACUUAUGCUUCUUUGGGCAUCACAUUAUACCUAUUUUGGGUCCUGGACCAGGCAGCGGCUACGAUUAUCAUCCACUGGAAAUAAGCCAAAAUUUCCAGAGGUCAGGAAGCACCAUACGUCUCGGAUUCCAGCCCAGGGCCUACUCCAGCUGUGUGAGCCCUCAGGACCCCUUCGGCGAGCUAUCGACCGAAGAGGCGAUGGCCAGGCUUGGCCAAGUGACUGGCGUUGAGGUGGACUUACAGCCGUACCACCUGCUUGCAAGUCACCUCAAUUUAACUAAGAAAGAGGAAAAAGAGAUGUUGCAACCUACCUGCUACAAUAGUCUAUCACCUUCUUUCAAGACCCAGGGUUUACUUGCCGUGGAGCUCCCCCGUACUGGCAGCAUAACACUGAAAGGAUAUUGGUUCCUAUCAGCAAAGUCCAUGGUCACCAAAACCCCAAUCUCUGAACUUUCCUUUCAGGCGUUUCGGAAUAUUGAUGAUGGAAAAGACUUGUUGAUACCUGCUUUACGUCCUAUUGAAGAAUACUUUGCAGAAAUUAAGAUGAAACCUGCAAACCCCACUGCACCCCAGACAACCGAAUUUGCCACCGUGGCUUGUGAUCACGUUGAUAUGUCCCGAACUCGAUUCAAGCUCUAUCUUUAUGAGUGCUUGUGGAAAUAUGACCGGCUUGCUGAUAUUUACACGCUGGGGGGCCGACUCAAGAACGCCCCUGGUAUUGCUGAGGGGCUAGAGCUACUGCGUGAGAUAUGGUCUAUUCUUCAGAUUCCCGAAGGGUAUCAUUUUGCGUCCCUUCAAAAUUCCCUCUUGAGGAAAAGCACGAACGCCGAAUCUUGCGGUGAAGCUAGCAAAUCAGCAUCUGAGGAGCGUGAAUUUUUCGAUGACCAAGCGCUGAUUUUCAACUUUGAGAUCCGUCCUGGAGAAAUAUGGCCGCAGCCGAAGGUAUACUUUCCUCUAGCAUACCUGACUGACAGCAAAGCCGCCGAUGCAGUAGUGGCUUUAUUUGAAAAGCUUGGAUGGAAAGAGGAGGCACGCAGAUACAAGGAUAAUUUAAAAACAUACUAG